Archocentrus centrarchus (flier cichlid) is the source of this 1223-nucleotide messenger RNA. RefSeq names its product thioredoxin-like 4B (gene txnl4b). The record is from RefSeq and is a predicted model, not a curated record. Bases 51 to 500 code for a protein of 149 amino acids. Gene Ontology annotation, biological process: mRNA splicing, via spliceosome. Gene Ontology annotation, cellular component: spliceosomal complex; U5 snRNP; U4/U6 x U5 tri-snRNP complex. The transcript is spliced from 3 exons. Lineage: Eukaryota; Metazoa; Chordata; Actinopteri; Cichliformes; Cichlidae.
UCCCGGAAGUAAAAUAAGCGUGCAGGCGACACUAGCUCGUUAGCCUCAAAAUGAGUUUAUUUUUGCCCAAAUUAACGUGCAAAAAAGAUAUUGAUGAAGUCAUUAAAGGCGUAGCAGAAAAAGUCGUGGUUUUACGGUUCGGCAGAGACGAUGACUCGGUGUGUCUGCAGCUCGACGAGAUUCUGUCAAAAACUGCCCACGACUUGAGUAACAUGGCGUCUAUUUAUAUCGUCGACGUGGAUAAAGCUCCCAUUUACACACGAUACUUUGAUAUAAGCUUCAUCCCCUCCACCGUGUUCUUCUUCAACGGGCAGCACAUGAAGGUGGAUUAUGGCUCUCCAGAUCACACUAAGUUUGUCGGCAGCUUCAAGACCAAGCAAGAUUUCAUGGACCUGAUUGAAGUGAUCUACAGAGGAGCCAUGAGGGGGAAAAUGAUUGUCCAGAGUCCCAUAGAUCCUCAAAAUAUUCCCAAAUAUGAUCUCCUCUACCACGGGAUUUAGAGUCAGCACCUUUAUUUAUUGUGUGACAGCUUUGCAGAGGAGCAUGGACUGCUACUGAACGAAUAACCAGAUGUUCAGACUUUGAGCCACAAAGCGACUGUAUGAGGAAGUUGUGAUAUUAAAACUUAUGUGACUCAGAUUUAGAGACUGUUACACAUAUAUUCAUUUUCCCGUGGAGAUCAGAUUACAGUCAGUACUCCUGCCUUUACUCUUUCUCAUUGUGAUACUUUUAAAGGUUGUUUGUUGUGUUUCUGACCAUUUUUGCUAAUGCUAAGGAGCAGUAAUGUGUCAAAAACUCACUCAGACAGUACGAAGAAAAGUGAAGAAAGCGGCAGGUUAGUAAAAAUGGAGUGUUUUUGGCAGUACCAUGUGUAAGGCUGGAAAAUCUGAAAGUAUUCCUGUUUUAUGACAGGUGUUCACUCUGUCACAGGGUUUAUCGAAUAUUCCAUAGUUUAAUUUGUUAAGGAUUUUUUAAAUCAGUGAAAAAUAUAGCUUCACUGUUUUCUCAUCCUUUUUCACAUCUGUGAUGGGUGUGAGUGUUCAUAGAGGUCCUGCAGCAGUUUAUUCUAAUUUGAUCAAUUUUCUUGUGAAAAUUUAUUUUUAUUAUUAAUGCGUUGCACCAUGUUGGCGCUUCCUGUGGUAAACAGAUGUACAUCAGCAGAAAGAUGUGAUUUAUUUAUCGAGUGUACAUGCUCUGUUAUAAUAAAAUUUCAACAAAUUUCA